Molecule: messenger RNA, 678 nt
Organism: Morchella sextelata
Lineage: Eukaryota; Fungi; Ascomycota; Pezizomycetes; Pezizales; Morchellaceae
Exons: 3
Coding region: 1-678 (225 amino acids)
Source: RefSeq, a predicted model, not a curated record
AUGCUCCCCCUCCCCCUCCGCCCCCUCACCUUCACACUCCUCACCUUCCUUCUCCUCCUUCUCACUACCCACCUUACUUCCACUACCGCCUCUUCUAAACUCCAAACCUCUCCCUACUCUUCCGCUGAUCACCUCCUCGACCUCAGCACCAUAACGCGCCCACAUGCCCUCCUCGCCCUCGCCCUCCAAGACAUGGACCCCACCACCACCGCCUACGCACUAACCCCCUACAAAGCGGCCUUCAACUGGCCGCACGUCAUGUCCAACCUCUCUGCCCGCGCCGCCGCAGAGGACUUCCACUUCCCGAAGACCAAGUUCUAUAUCAUUGUGUUCAGAUCCCAGAUUGAGCCCGGCACGAACAGACAGGAGCUGGGGGCGAUGGAUAUGGCGGCGCAUAGGGAGGCGGUGGAGAGCGGGUGGUUGCUGAAGUACUGGUUUGGUGUGCCGGAUGAGUUGGGGUAUAAUUUGGCGACGUGUGUGUGGAGAGAUAUCAAAGACGCAAGGCGGGGCGGUAGGGGAAAGGGACAUCAAGCUGCAAUGAGGGCCGUGAAGGGCCUGUAUAAGAAAUGGGAGGUGGAGAGGUUGGCGCUGGUUGUGGGCGAGGGUGUAAAGGAGUGGGAUAUCGUGAAGUGGGAGGAGGCAAUGAAGGAGGAGGUGGGUGGGGGCGGCGAGCUCUGA